CGCAAUGAGUCAAACAAUAGCAAUCGCAGGAGCAGGCGGCCUUGGCAAGCAUAUCGUCGAUGCUAUUUUGGAGGAUGGUAAACACAAGCUGAUUGUUCUUAGCCGUGGAACAAAUCAAGAGCUCGCAGAUCGGGGUGUUGAGGUUCGCACCGUAGAUUAUUCUUCAGUAGAGUCACUCACCAAGGGAGUAGCAGGAGUGAAUGUGAUCAUUUCAUUUAUCGCGGAAAGAAGCGAGACGAACAGUCAGAUAAAUCUCUAUCAUGCUGCGGUAGCUGCAAGAGUCAAGCGAUUCAUCCCAAGUGAAUGGGCGUUGGAUGUCCAAAAGUAUGAUGAUAAGCCAUCUCUUUACGAAUUCAAACGGAAGUUCCGCCAGUUUCUGGCAGAUCAAAACAAAAUUGAAUAUACCCUGGUUUGCAAUGGUCUAUUUAUGAAUUAUCUCUUGCCAGCUGGAACCAAAAAGUACUUGCAAGAUGUCGAUAUCAAUAUCAGCAUCGAAAAGCGCACGGCAAAUGUCCCUGGAACAGGAAACCAACCUAUGGUUUUGACCAUGGCUGAAGACAUUGGCAAAGCUGUCGUCUGGCUCAUUGAUGACCCAAAGCCUUGGCCAAAGUACACCUACAUAAAAGGAACCGUCACAUCCUGGAAUGAACUCAUCAAAUAUGGAGAGGAAGUGACUGGUGAGAAGUUUGACGUGAGCUAUGUUCCUUUAGAAACAUUGCAGGCAAACUACGAGGCAGCUGCUGCCUCAGGCAACUUUCUCAAGAAAUUCUUUGCAGAGAUUGGCGUUAUGUAUGCUACCGACGGUGUAUUAGAUCUGCCUGAUAACGAGGAUCCUUCGCUGUUUGAAGGCAUUCGUUUUACUCAAGUCAAAGAACUGAUUGAUAUCACUUACAAAAAAUAAUUACGAAAGAUUUAUUCAUAUCCUGUACUGUCCUCCUUCUUCUUUUGAUGAUCAGCCAACCCCCUUGCAAUAACUAAUGAAAAAAAUUAUCAAAAAAAAGUGAUAUGCUGCAC
Molecule: messenger RNA, 1014 nt
Organism: Umbelopsis ramanniana AG
Lineage: Eukaryota; Fungi; Mucoromycota; Umbelopsidomycetes; Umbelopsidales; Umbelopsidaceae
Exons: 4
Coding region: 5-901 (298 amino acids)
Molecular function (GO): oxidoreductase activity
Source: RefSeq, a predicted model, not a curated record